This is a messenger RNA of Penicillium macrosclerotiorum, 450 nucleotides long. RefSeq names its product DNA-binding protein. Bases 1 to 450 code for a protein of 149 amino acids. The transcript is spliced from 3 exons. Lineage: Eukaryota; Fungi; Ascomycota; Eurotiomycetes; Eurotiales; Aspergillaceae. Gene Ontology annotation, cellular component: cytosol; nucleus. The record is from RefSeq and is a predicted model, not a curated record. Gene Ontology annotation, molecular function: DNA binding.
AUGGCGGACGCAGAGCUGGAGGAGCUCCAGCAACAGCAGGGCCCGCGCGGGGGUCCCAGUCAUGAGAGCGGCCAGGAAGAGCAGAGAAAGGACCCGGGAACGCGCAAACCAGCACCCUCCCGAGAUGUCAUCAGAGAGUCUCUAACCCAAUAUACCCCUUCUCUAGCGGAACGCCGUGCCACCAUCAUGAACCAGAUCCUCGACCCCGCCGCCGCCGACCGCCUCGGACGCAUCCGACUCGUCAAGGAAUCACGCGCCGUGGAUAUUGAGAACCGCUUGAUGAUGCUUGCCCAGACUGGCCAGCUGCGCCAGAAGGUGACUGAAGACCAGCUCAAGGAGCUUCUGAACGCCGUUGCCGAGAACCAGCGCAAGGAAGAGGAAGAACACAAGAUCGUGAUCAGCCGGCGCAAAGGCGGCUGGGACGACGAUGACGACCUUCUGGACCUGUAA